AUGCCCAUCUCAGCGCACCGGGAGUUUUUGCACCUAUGUGCCCUCACGGAGAGGAAGAAGGCCAACGACGUUGGCGAAGCAGCAUCCCAAUGGGACUCGGGGCGCAAAUAUAAAAGCCUGCGUGCACCACGCACACAGAUCACCGUCCGGUCAGAUUCACUCAAGUUGCUCUCAGGGGCGUUACUCUCCUCCUCCGACAGCUACGUGCUACUCGUCAUGCGGGGAGCGGCCGAUCGGUCACAGCGACGAGACUGUGUCGUGCAAUUACACUGCUCAAUCUGGCCGCACGGAUAUGGGCAUGUGUCCGAGUACAACAUCUUUCCCGCUGGAGCCAGAGUCCUUCGAUAUAGACACCCACUUAGAACACGCAUUGGCAAGCGCCGAUGGGAUAGGAACAUUGCACCAGGACGUCGACGAAUCAACCAUGGAGUCUUUCAGCUCAGAGGCUUUGCAGGCUCCACGGGUGCCGCCGGCGUCGGAGCGUGA
Fonsecaea monophora is the source of this 486-nucleotide messenger RNA. RefSeq lists its product as hypothetical. Bases 1 to 486 code for a protein of 161 amino acids. Lineage: Eukaryota; Fungi; Ascomycota; Eurotiomycetes; Chaetothyriales; Herpotrichiellaceae. The transcript has a single exon. The record is from RefSeq and is a predicted model, not a curated record.